Messenger RNA from Parasteatoda tepidariorum (common house spider), 6260 nucleotides. Lineage: Eukaryota; Metazoa; Arthropoda; Arachnida; Araneae; Theridiidae. The record is from RefSeq and is a predicted model, not a curated record.
AGUAUCCGAAUUCUGUAGCCGCUUGCGUGUCGGUUUGGGUGAUUCUGUUAGAGUAACUUGGAGAGUAGCUGUAAGAAGUUGAAAUAAGGUGUCUUUCAUUUUAUACAAAUCUUGAUGCUUGAUUUGAGAACUGAUCGUAUGGCUGUUAUUUAUACCGUUAUUCUUACCUUAACGGUAUAUAUGUGGUGUAUUUUUUGACAAUUUUAAUCCAUUCAAUAGUGUGUUUUAAAAAUGGAGAAAUUGCACAAGGAACCGGAUGUUAGUCGUCAAGAUUAUUAUGCUUUUAUUAAUGAGUUAAAACUCUUUCAUCAAAAUAGAGGGACACCUUAUCGACAACUACCGAAGAUCAAUGGCCGAGAAAUUGAUUUACAAAAAUUGUAUAAUCAAGUAAUCGCUUUGGGAGGAUUACAAAAGGUUAUUGAUCAUGAUAAAUGGGAUUAUGUUAUAGAAGAAUUGAAACUUCCAAAGUCAUGUGCUAACUUCUCUCUGGGACUCCGUCAAAUAUAUAUAAGGUAUCUAGGUCAUUAUGAAAAAAUUCAUUUUAUGGGAGAAGUGCCAGAUCAUGAUAAAAUUCAAUCAACUGACUCACACAAUCGAAAAUUGCAGCUUAAUUUUUUUCAUCAAGUUCCAAUGGUUUACAAUACUUUGCAGCAUGACAUUACUGAUCUUGCUCGUUCAGCAUCUGCAUUGAAUCGAAAUUUUGUUUUCCCAACUGAUUAUGACAAAUUAUGCAUGUCUCUUAUAUCUGGUCUUCCAAACGAACAAGAACUGGCUCUAAAUGUGUGCACUAUUUUAUCUAAUGAAGGAAAUUAUAUGUUACAUUUAGAACAGUGCCCAAAAUUAGUUUCACUCCUCAUUGCACAAGCAGGCAUUUGGUCUCGAGGAGAAACCUCACUGAAGUUUUUAUUUUUGCAAAGUUGGAAGGGAUUAAAAGGUAGAAAAAUGCAAAGAUUUUGGAAAAGCACUUUAGACCUGCGGAACACUUUACUUGUCCAGUUAUUAGACAUAGAUUUAGGUGAAUGCAAUCCGGACGAUACAUUGCUGAAUUUAGAGACUGAUCUUGGAUCAUUGAAUAUAGAAGGUCAAAGAGUGCUAAGGGUUGCCCUAAUUUUACACAAUUUAUCAUUUGAAAAAAAUAAUGUUCCUGUUUUAGUGUCUAAUUCAAAUUUUAUAAGGUUUCUUUUACUGAGUAUAUAUUCUUCUUGGACUAAUCUCAAACAGACAGCAUAUGAUACUCUGUCCAAUAUUGCCUCUGAAAUAAAAUUAUCUAUUGAGAAAGACAUUAGCUCACGUUUAAUAUUCGAAACUGUUAUGAAGGGAAUACAGUCACCUGAUAGAUACAUGAAUAUAAGGUCAAUGGACAUUUUAUCCCAAUUGUGUAACUAUGAGCCCAAUGAAGACAUUAUACCAUCUCAAUUAGAUGCUGAGGCUUAUCAACACAUGGUGUCUUUUCUAUCUGUUCAUGAUAUAAUGUUAAUGUUUUAUGCUUUAGAAGCUCUGUAUGCAUUGUCUGAUCUUGGGCGAUAUGCAUGUGAAAGAAUAGUUUGUGUCCACAGAUCUAUAGGUGUUUUAGUAAGUUUGCUGACAUUAGAUCCUAGUCAAUAUGGUCCUUCAGGCCAAAUCAAAAUGAAAGUAAUAGAAACAUUAGUGCCAUCUGAAUGUGAUGAACUGGAAGAAAAAUGUGAAAAUCCUCCUGAAAUUCCUAAAGUUACAAUCAACCAAGAGUUAGAUUCUGAAACUUUUGCUAGCAAUUGGUUGAAAGCAACUUUUGAGCCUACACUUGGAUGUGUUAUUCCUCGUAAUGAAAUGUAUGUUGAGUAUGUCGGUCAUUGUACUAAGACAGGCUGUAAAAAUGUGGUUAAUGCCAAUGUGUUUGCAGGUUAUUUAAACUUAAUUGUUCAGAAUUUGUCAUAUAAUCUAAAAUUCAUACUUAGGAAUACUUUUCCUUUAUGUGGAAUGAAAAGAAUUGAAUCUGGAAAUGGAAUUGUAACAUUUUAUCACGAAGGAUUAAAAAGGAAAAAAAUUAUAACUUCGCAAACUGGACCACCUACUCAAAAACCUGUUGUUUUGACAAGUACUCCUCAUAAAGUUUCAUGUCCAUCAACACCUACUUCAUCUAAAAGUGGUCAUAAACCUACUCACAGUCCUAUUCUGAAAGCACAACUGUCUGCUCCUCCUAGGAGUGGAGUUACUUCACCUCCGUUAAAAAGGCUUGCAGAACAUGCUGCCAAUUCUCAAAAACCUUCUCAUCCAUCCUCUCAUAUUGCUGCAGGUUCUAGUACAUUAAUUAAAAGUCUUCUGGCAAAUAAAGUGCAACAAAGAAAUCUUCAGAGACAAGUGGUCCCUCAAGCAUUAUCCAAAAUGGUGAUAUAUUCCACUGAUAAAAGCUCUCUCCUUAGAUCUCCUCUUGUACGAUGUGGGAGACCAGGUGCAUUUUCUACACCUGUUAGAACACCUAUUCAAGCACGAAUUAUUUCUAAUAAUCGACGAAUAAUUGCAUCUGGUCCUUCCAAACUUUUAAAAUACCCUCUUUUGUCACCAGCAAAAUCUCCAACAAAAUUCACAAAGCAAUGCACACCACGAUUAAAUGGUGUGCUGAAAGAUUUGCAUUUGGAGGAAUGUAAUCAAGAGGAAAAUUUUAAAGUCAACUCUCAAGCAUCUCUAACAAAUAAUAUUCAAAAUCAUAUUAAUAGUGAAUCAACUGAUUCAAAGAGUUGUGAUACUGAAAGUUUUCUUUCAUCUAAGCAUGCUGACAGUGAAUCCGACAAACAUUUGAUUUCUCCCGAUAAAACAUUUUACAGAAUAAAUAAUGAAUUUAUUCCUUCAUCUAAAAAUUUAUUAAUAAUGAAACCAAAGGCUUCGAAUGAUACACUGCUGUCUCAUAAAGAACAAAAUGGUUGCAAUGUUACUUUUGUAAAUAGCAGUGAUGUAGUGUCUGGUGUAGUCAUGGUAACUCAACCUACUCAGCCAAAGAUUGCAGCUACAGACAUUUUAAACUCUGAUUUGAAUAAUUUAAAUAUGAAAAUUAAUGAUAUGUCUGAACAAUUAUAUAAAGAUAAAAUUUGUAAAAAAGCUCCUCUUUUAAAUGGACUACUGGAUAAAGGUAAAGUACAAUUAUCUGAAGAUAUUCAUUCUUUGUCUUGGUUACAGAAUGGAAAUUUUUCAAAAAUAAGGACAAGUGAAUGUGAAUUAAAAUCUCAACCUUUGCAAUCAGCAUCUGCAAGCACUAUUCGCAUGUCCUCAAUCAGUCCUUCAUCCCAAAACUCUGUUACUAAGCUAACUUCAUUACUGUGUUCAUCAUCUGUGUUGUGUAAUGUCAGUUCACAAAACUCAACUGUUCAAACUUCAUUAAAUUCAACUGCAGCAAAUUGUUCAAUGAACAAAGCAUCUCCUAAUAGUAGAUUAUCAUUACCAAAUCUAGUUACCACAUCAUCAAUGAAUACAGUAUUACUUUCUUCACCACUUUCAAAUUCUACAGUAUCAUCAAAACCACUUAUUUCAUCAGUUUUAUCAAAUUCAUCGACAUCUGUGUUAAACGAUGUAAUUAUCUCAGCACAAUUAUCCUCUUUUGGAUCGCAAUCAUCCUCUACUUUAAGCACUAGUGAUAAAAGUCAUUCUAAUCUUAAUGUAAGUUCUUCAACUUCAAUGGGUAAAUCAACCUCAAAUCAAUCAAACUCUAUUAUUAUACCUUCAUUAGAUAGAACUGAGCUAUUAAAUUCAACUAAUGAAAUCUCAUUAAAUUCUAAUGAGACUACCUAUAUGCCUGCAGAGCCUUCAACAAAUUCAAAGGCUGAUCCUUUGUUACUAUCGAAUUCUGAGCUUUCAUCUAAUUUAACAUUACAGUCUGCAUUAAAUUCAACAAUAGAAUAUACAGCUAGUUCAUCCAUUAUGCCUUCAAUUUCUAUAUUAUCCCCUUCAUCAAAUUCUACUUUAUCUCCUCCUUCAACUACAUCUAUAUUAAAUUCUUCUGUAUGUUUUACUCAUUCAAAUCCAUCUGCCAUUUCCCCAACAGUUUUACCAUCAACAGCUUUCAGUUCAGACAAUAGUAAUCUUGUGCAAAUUUGUACUGGACAAGCUACAUUAUCGGGAACAAUUGAGGUUCAACCUGAUCAAAAAGGUGUUGUCAGACUUCACAUUGAGAGUCCUGAAAAUUCAAAUCAGGGCUCUGAUCUAUCAUCUAUCUCUGAUAUUGCACGAACAUUAGAGUGUGCAUCGAAAGCAAUAUCUAAAACAAAUGCAGAAUGUACUACACAAGUGUCAGACUGUGGGACUUGUGAAACUGCAGCAACUGUUACUGUAAUUACAACUAAUACAUCAACUGUAGCACAAGCAGGUCAGCAAUUUAUUGUUGUUACACCUGCUCUGAACCAACCUCAGUUGCAUAUUCAAUCACCAAACAUUAAAUUUCGUAUUUUACAUAGCAUACCAAAAGCUGAAGAGUCAAAUGAUCUGGUGCAUGUGAAGCUAAAUCAACACAAUCAAAAUUGGCAACCUCUUGAAACUCCCUCCAUACCAAAUUCCACUUUAAAAAGGCCGUCCAGUGAUACAACAUCAAUAUUAACUGAAAUAAAAAAACCUCGUAUAGACACAAAAACUCCUUUAUUAGAAGCCACACUGCGUCUAUCUAAUCCAGUGCCAUAUAAUGUUGCUUCUACCAGUGUAAAUAUUACUACAUUUCAAGAAAACCAAUCAAUAUUAACCAAACCUCAUUCUGAAAGCAUGUUAUCUCCAAAAUUAAGCACAACAAGAGCAAUUCCUGUUCAAACCACUGACUUUCCUUGUGAAAAAGAAUCUAAAACAUUUUCUGGACUAUCUUCUGCUUGUGAUAAUCCUUCUCUUGCAGUAACAUCUCAAGUGUCUCCUAAAUCUCUCUCUUCAAAGUUAGAGUUUUUAUGUGAAUGGAAAGAAUGUGGCCAAAAAUUUCCUAAUCCUGGUUCAGUAUUUCUUCAUGCAAGCAAAUUUCAUGUUCCAACUACUAAUGAGGAUACAAUUUGUCUUUGGGAAGGCUGUGAUUCAAUGAGAAGGAAGCGUUUUUCCCUACUUACACAUUUACAGGACUGGCAUUGUAAUGAAAAAGUUCUGCAUGUUGAAGCUUUGAGGAGGAAGCAGUUAUCCCAGCAGGGAAAAACAACUAUUUCACCACCUCAAAUGCCUCCCCCACAUCCUGGUUAUGCUCCUGAUGCUGCUUUCUUAGCAAUAAGGAGGCAUGCCCUUCAAUAUAUCAAUCCCAAGGAGCUUUCUGAGGAAAAAGAAAAUGCUUUGACAAAAAGCAUUCGCUUAACAAGUGCCCUAAUUCUAAGAAACUUAGUGACACACAGCUCAUUAGCUAGAACAUAUGUCAGAAGGUUUGAACCAGAAUUAGCUUAUUUAGCCAUGUCGCCUGUUGAAUCAGCAAGAACAAUAGCACAGUGCCUCUCCCAAUUAUCUAGGCCUCAUGACUAAAGGAUAGACUUAUUACCUUUCACAUAUUGUGCCAUGCAAUAUCUUCUUCUUUUCAAUGAAUUGAAAAAUUAUGUAUUGUUACCAUGUUAAAAACAGUCUUUCCAGGAGCAUUGUGUUCCAUGCUUUCAUAUCAUAACAUUUUAUUACAUUGAAAGGAAGCAUCACUUGAGAAUUUAAAGUUAUGUCAUUGUAUUUAUAACUCACUGUGUUGCAUACAAGGCUUUCCUAUAUUUUAAGUUGAUAUGCCUGUGGGCUUUAAAAAAAUUUUAUAGACAAGUUUUUUAUUGUUGAUAAUGAAAGAUGUACCAAAUCAAAUUUGCUGAAGUAAAAGAAUGUAUGAAAGCAUUAAAAAAUGUGUUCAGGACCAAAAUUUUAUGCACAUCUGCAACAUAGUUGUUGAUUGAAAUGCAUUUUUAGCAAAAUUUUAUUAUAUUGAAAGUAUUUAUUUUAAUAUUAAUUUUUCAUGAAUUACUUCCACACCCAUUGAAUAUACUCAUUUCAUUGAUUGUAUUAAAAUCAUAAAUCAUUUAAAUAGUUGGCAUUCCAUAAUAUCCAUGUUUCAGUAUUUGUUUUACUUGUAAUUAUUUUCUUGUAUUUAUUUAAGUUUGAAGAUUCAUUUGAUUAGGCAGAUCAGUCAGCCUUUAUAUUUUCUUUUUCAUCGAGACACAAACCUGACUCUUUCAGUGGGCUUUCACAACAGAUAACUGUAUCACUUGUUCAUUCGAACAUUUUAUGAUUGUCAUUUUCUAUGGACCUGAAGAAGAGCAGCUAAAAUUGUUUUAAUGUGUAAAAAUUAAUUAAAAAAUAAUAAUAACUUA